Molecule: messenger RNA, 1206 nt
Organism: Penicillium expansum
Lineage: Eukaryota; Fungi; Ascomycota; Eurotiomycetes; Eurotiales; Aspergillaceae
Product: 25S rRNA (uracil2634-N3)-methyltransferase
Exons: 2
Coding region: 1-1206 (401 amino acids)
Biological process (GO): rRNA base methylation
Cellular component (GO): cytoplasm
Molecular function (GO): rRNA (uridine-N3-)-methyltransferase activity
Source: RefSeq, a predicted model, not a curated record
AUGCCUCGCAAUAACAAGAAAGUCAAAAAUGCCCCUCCACCGCGUCCUCGUGGACCAGGCAAACCAGCUGGCCCAUCUUCCAACCCUCCCAAGGGCCAGCAGCAUGGCAAUGGGCAAAAGCAGGGUAGUAGCAAUGCCAAUGCACCUAAGAAAGCUUCUAUGCAAGCAAAUCAGAGGCCUAUUGUGCCGUUUUUGAGGAAGGAUCGAAUUCUGUUGAUUGGUGAAGGUGACUUCUCAUUCGCCCGUUCUCUGGCAAAGCAAUACAAGUGCCGCAACCUAUGCGCCACAUGCUACGAUUCCAAGGAAGCACUGUACAACAAGUACCCGCAAGCUCCUCAGAACGUCUCAGAUAUCCUGAAUGCAUCAGCAAAGCCCAAACCAACAAGUGACGACACCGAAAAGCAGCCAGAAGAGAGCAAAUCCGAAGAGCAAGACUCAACCAACCCCAACCCCAAUCAGCAAACCCCCAAAGUCAUCUUCUCCGUGGACGCACGCAAACUCGGCACUCCAGCCGGCGGCGGCAAGGAAAUCCGCACAGGGUUCGCACGCCGCGAGCGCAAGAGACCAGCCUGGUACCAGAAGGAUGAGCCAGCAGGACCACCGUACCAGCCGGGCGGGCCGUGGGAUGUAAUCUGUUUCAAUUUCCCGCAUGUUGGCGGGCUCUCUACGGACGUGAACCGACAGGUUCGUUCGAAUCAGGAGCUGCUGGUUGCGUUCUUUAAGGCUUGUGUGCCUCUUGUUUCGAAGCCGCCCCCGCUUAUGGAUGCUGAUGACGAUGAGUGGGUGUAUGCGGAUGGGGAGGAGAGUGAAGAAGAGGAGGACGAGGAUGAUGAUGAGGAAGUAGGAGAGGGCGAGGAGCUCGGGAAAGAUGAUGAUACUACCGGGAAGGGGUUCCGGGUUGGGCCUGGUCAGAUUCUUGUGACUCUGUUUGAAGGGGAGCCGUAUACGCUUUGGAAUAUUAGAGAUUUGGCAAGGCAUGCGGGAUUGGUUGUUGUGACUAGUUUCCGGUUUCCUUGGACUUCUUAUGAAGGCUAUUCGCAUGCGAGAACGGCGGGGCAUAUUGAAGGGAAGGAUGGGGAGCGCGGAGGAUGGAGGGGAGAGGAUCGGGAGGCUCGGAUGUAUGUCUUUGAAGUGAAGCAGAAGGAGCCGGCCAAGAAGGGAGGGAAGAAGAGGAGCAGAGAUGAUGAUUCUAGUGAUAGCGAGUAG